GCUUUCUCUCUCUCUCUCUCGUUCUCUUUAUCCAUACUCCUAAAAAAAAAACCCCUUUUCUCGCAUAGAGUAACGAGGAGGGAGUGAAAGUGAGAGAAGAGCGAACGAGGUGAUCGCGCUCCCAUCCCUCGAAGAACCUUAAUCUGAAGCUCCGAAUUCGAGCAAGGAGGAACACCUAAAACCCUAGCUCGGCGAGAUGGAGUCCCCCCUCCCUGGAAAUGUCUUCAGUCUUCCCGCCUGCGUAUUGAUCCGUUGAUCUGCUGCCGUGUGCUGCGGUAGGUGCCGGAUUCUUCUCCUUCUGGGUUAUGAUGCACGGAUUUGUUUGGAUUCACUGGUAGAGGUUGUCCGCUUGUCCCCAAUUUGGAGAGGGACUGCAAGAUUUGGCUGGGUUUUAUGCCAUGAGUGAAGUCUUGAGAAGGUUCAAGAUAUAUUUGAGAAGGAAUACUCACUCUAUGGUUAUAAGUAUCAAGAAGUUGGAAAUUGGCUGAUUAUGUAGAAUAUGACAUGGAUAGACCAAUGUCUGGAUUCAAUGCUGUGAAUAAGGUUCCAUUGCAUGGUUCUCAGGUAUAUGUCUGAAGAGGAAAUCAGUAUGGUGCAUGAUCAUAGAAUACAGAUGUUUGUUGUUGAAGUUUGAUUCACGUGAUUACUAUGCUUGUUUCUUUUUUCUUUUGUGGAGAUUUUGAGAAAGAAAAGUAGCUUUGAUUGAUGAAUUUGCAAUUUGGUACUAAAUCAUUUUCAAAGCUAUGCUUGAAGCUACUUUGAGACUGGCGUUUGUGUUUUCUGUUUCUGAUGUCUAUUAAAGUUUCCAAGAAAAGUUGUUGUGUUCCACAAUAGAUUUCUGGGAAUCUGUUAAUAGAGUUUCUUGGUAGUUGAUUGCUACUUAUUAGGAGUAAUCUCCCUUUCUCAACAUUUCCUCAUCCAAGACGGCACAUGGUACAGGCAACAUGCAGUUGUGGCAACAACAGUUGAUGUACAAGCAGUCCCAGGAGCUUCAUAGACAGCAGCAACUUCAGCAGCUAGAUCAGGGGCCAUGGCAAUCAAGUCCACUUAGCCAGUUGUCUGGUGUAGCAAAUCCUGCAACAGGAAAUCAGUUAUCUACACCAUUACAUGAGAUGCCCAUCAAUGAUACGUAUAACUACAUAUGGCCGAAUAAUUUUGUUGGAGGAAUAUCCAACUUACCUAGUAACACUCAGAUGUUUAUUGCUGGCAACAGAAACUUGAUGCAGCCCAGUUCCUCUGCUGCCAUGCAGAAUUUUGCAAAUGAUGUUAUUACAUCAAAUGAUCAAAGUCAAGCAAUGCAAUCUAUGGGAUUUGUGCCACAAGAGAUUAAUCAGUCUUUCAAUGGCAUGCCUAUUUCAGGCACUAGCUCUGUAAACCAAUAUUCACGCUUCCUAGGAAUGUCUAAUAGUUGCCAUGAUUUGAUGACCAAGGCAAAUGCAUACGAGGCAGAAAAAGCAUCGUACCCAUAUAGCACUGCUCAAAGUUACCAGCAAUCUGCUGCACAAAGUUGCUUACAGGAUAAGACUCUGUCUGUGCAGAAUUAUCCAGGAAAACAUAUCUUUGGCAGUUCUCUCUUACAGAAUCUAGGUAAUGAUGUUACAUCAGGAAACUUUCAACAAGCAAACAAUAUUCGAUACAGUGAUCAGUUUGAUGAAUUUCAUGGUAGGCAAGAACAAGGUGAUUCAUCUGGUAAUUUACAGGAAAAGCCAGUCUCAGAAGUAGGGAGUUCUAGUGGUGUAGCUAGUCUAGAUCCUAUAGAACAGAAGAUCUUGUUUGGCUCUGAUAAUGACAACUGGGGAUUUUCAUUUGGAGGGAGUCUUAUCUCUGGCAUGGGUGAAGAUAUACAUGGGCAUACUUUAGAGAAUGAUCAUUAUGGUUCCUUUCCUUCUAUCCAUAGUGGGAGCUGGAGUGCUCUUAUGCAAGAGUCUGUGCAAGCUUCCAGUAGUGACAAGGGGCUCCGAGAAGAGACAAGUGGUUUGUGUUUUCAAAAGACAGAACAAGUGAUGGGAAAGCCUUCGGUUCCAAUUAAUGUCAACGGAAAACAACCGACUGCUUGGGAUGAUAGCAACCUACAGAGUGUAACUUCUGUAACUUCAAGAUCUUUUCCUUUGUUUAAUGAUGCUAAUGCAACUCCAAACUCCUCUACUUCUCCUAGUAAUCAGAAUUUUUCAGAGUUUGCUCAUGAAGAAAAUGAUAGGAUUUUAACUGAGGCUCCCCAAGUGUCCUUCAAGUUGUCCACCCAAGGAGCCAAUAACAAAGAGUUCUGUCAGAAUCAAGAUCAAACCAAACUCGUAGAAGAUGGUCUCCUACCUCCAAGACCUUCAAGUAGUGGACUAUGGGUUGGGAAGACCAUUGAGCAGCAUGAGGAGAUUCAGUUCAAGUCAAAAGACAUAGGGGGUCGUUGGGGUGACCAGCAAAAUUUGCCCCUGUCCGAUGCUCCUAGUGGCUGGAAUUCUAGCUAUCCAACGGCAUCUAGAAGUAACAAGACUUUGAAUUAUCAAGAAAACCAUGGCAAUUUGUGGAAGAUUGGUGAAAAUCGAGUUUAUCUAAAUUCUGGAUUGCAAUCAGUCAAAUCUGAUAUUAGCAGUCCCAAGAUAGCCGAGUAUUCCUUAGCAAGUAAUUAUGGUUCUGUUAGGAACCCAAAUGCCUUAAAGUUGAACCAGAACAAACAACAACAGGUUACGAACGAACAGAAAUCUGUUUUUGGGAUACAUUUUACCCCUAAUACAUGUAUGAGCUCUGAAGGGAACAAAGAUGUAGAAGAAAAUCAGAAUCAGCCAAGCAGGAGCCCACAAGGAUGGGCGACGUCUCUAAAUGCCACCUCAGAAAGAUUGUGCAAUACCCAUGAGAAUGAAAAAGAGCAUGGAAGAGUUGAUCCAGGCAAAGGUUAUAUUGAAGAUGCAGCAAAAGAGAGGUCUCUGUGGACUAGUAAUGACCAACAUCCUUUCAUGAGUGGAAGCCAGAAGUCCUCAAUUCAGUAUGGCGAACAUACUGUGGGGUCUAGAAUGUUACAGAAUUCACUGGGAAAAAUGAGGAGAACUGCAGAACCUUCAUUCCCACCAAACCACCUAUUAAGUUUACAGAACCGAUCCAGCUCAAAUAGUGAGCAGCCAUUUGCCGAAACAUCACAGUUUUCUGGUCAUAUUGUUUGCAGCGAUCAUAUGGACGGAUCUAAGAGGAUUGCAGUUGAAACAGGGAAUCUUCUGUCCAGAAAUACCAUACCUGUCUAUGCUUCCAGCAGUUCCUUUAAUGGAUCAACUAUUCAAUAUUCCCAGAUAGAAACGAUUGCUCAAGCAAGCAAAAAUGUGCUUGAGCUUCUUCACAAGGUUGAUCAGUCAGGGAAUGGAAAUUCUGUGAAUUCAUCUGAUAUACCUGCACAAGCUGUUGCUGAUUUUUCUGUUACACAUGCUCACUUUGAUGGGUCUUCUAACAUAAAGGGAAUUGGAUUGCAAUUGACCCCUCCAUCUGUGCCAAUGUCUCAUAAAUCCUUCAGUGAUAUUAACAGUGCACAAUUGGACAAUAAUGCAGGAUAUCAGAAUCAGGGAUGGUCUAAUUUUACAUCUUCAGCUCGAUCUGUUCUUGCCCUUGAUGAUCCCUCUAAAAUAGACAAGUGGGAUAAGAUGUCCAGCCUACCUGGGCAGAAACUUAAUGAACACCCAGAAGCAAAUCAGCAUUUUAACUACUCAGCCAGUGCUGAUUUUCCCUUAGCAGGAAAUCAACUGCAGGAGCAGCAGCAACUUCAACAGCAACACAGUUCUAGUGCAAAAGAUCACCUGGAGCACCAACAACAACAAUGGCAACAACAACACAUUUCUAACACAACUUCUCGUGAAGUAUUGGAUCAGUCUGUCAAAUUUUCAUUUGGUAACCAAGUGAAUGCAAGAGCAAUUGUUGAAAGUGCCUCACUCACCGAGCAGCUACAUGACUCUAAUGAUGGAAGUGCAUCUGGGAAAUCUGUUCAGACAUCAUUUCCUUCUCUGGUUGGUACAUUACCAACCCCGGGUAUUGUUUCUGCUGCUGAAAAUCAUGUACCUGUUGGUUCACGAUUUUGCUCAGUGAACACUGAUCAAAUAAAGCCAACAUUUGCAGGCUUUUCUCAAAUUACAAAUUCCGGUGAGCAACUACCUGUUGUAGAAACGAAAUCAGGUUCACAAUCUUCAUUAUCAGGUUUAUCUCAGCAAGAUGGCUUCUCAAAAAUGUUUCACAAUGUGUGGACAAGUAUAUCAGCUCGACAACGUCAAGCUGGUAUCAGUCCUCUGCUUACUCCAAAUGUACUUCAGUUCAUAAUAAACCAUGAUAGAGAUACAAGUCCAUUGGGCCUGCCUAACGUAGGUGAUCAAGUGGACAAGGAAGAAAGUACCCCUGAAGUUGGUUCAAGAUCUGUGAAUUCGCAAAAGGGAGAAGUAAAUCCAGCUCAGGGCAAAUCCGUAAAUCUGAUACAAACUGAGAAGGUGGAUGUUAUUCCGAAGUCAGAGAAUGCAUCCCACAGCAUAGAAGAAUUACUAAAGCCACCUUUAGAUGCAGUUCCCAAUGUCUCAAUUUCAUCGUUACUUUGUCUGCAGCAGGAGCAGGAUCCACCUCUUAGCUCUCAGGUAUUACAUGCUCCCCCAGCAAGUAUUGUCUCCUCUAGCGGCGAUCUUGAUAUCUCUGGAUGCGUUUUAAAGCCUUCAGAUAUUCAACAACAAAAAUACUCGCUACUUAAUCAAAUACAAUCCAUGAAGGCUUCUGAUUCUCAUCUAAACAAGAUGACAGGAAACAUACCAAGAGGAACUGCUUUUAGUUCCAAUACCUCACAGAUGAACUUCAAUAUGGAUCAAAGAUUUGAUCACAGGCAAAAUGCAGUCUACAGAUUUUCUGCUGAUGGUAAAGUUGGAGCAGCUUCUCAGAUUUUGUUUCCAUCAGAUGCUAAAAUGCUAAGCUCUGAUUCAAGUGACAUUAAAGAAAAAAAUCCAAGCACAUCAAUUGCAGGACGGCCUGAACUCCAUACUCACACACGUCCCCUUAGUACAAAUUCCACAGCGAAUGUAUUGGGACGUAGUGAGCACACAUGGGUUAGCCCUCAUAUAGCUCCUUUCUGGUCUGAACAUUAUGGAACCUACAAAAAUGGCAGAAUGGUUGCUCUAUGUGAUGCCCAGAGGAGUGGAAAAACUGCCAUUCAGCAGCCCUUUGUUCAAAAAUUUCCUGCAAGGAUGGAUGAUAGUGAUGUAGUGGAACAAAAGCUUGACAGCAGUUAUGGUAGUAGCUAUGGCCAAGGUACAUCAGCCAUUAAGACAGAUCCCAGUAGAUCAUCUCCUUUUUUGCUGGCUCAGAACGUCAUGGACCAUGAUAUAAUUCUAAGAUCGAAGAAACGCAAAAGUGAAAUUACAGAUAUGCCAUGGCAUAAGAUCAUAACAGUGUGUCCAGAAAGGUCACAAAGCAUCAGGAUGACAGAGUUGGAUUGGACAAUGUCUGCCAAUAGAUUGAUGGAGAAGAUGGAUGAUGAAGCUGAAACCAUGGAAGAUGACCUGUUGAUGCCUCAAUCACGAAGAAGGCUAAUCUUGACAACUCAGCUGAUGCAUCAACUUAUUCCAGCUGUACCAGCUAUGCUGUUCGAAGGAGAGGCAACUUCAGCCUAUGCAAGUGUGACUUAUUCUGUCGCUAAGGCAGCCCUCUCAGAUGCAUGUAGCCUGGUUUCAUUUUCAGAAAGCGAUUCCCACGUUUUGUUGGGAAAUGAAAAUAUGAUUUUUGGGGAGCUUAAGACUUCACAGAAGGUGGAGGACAAUACUUUCUCAAGGUUUGCAGAAAAUUUCAUUGGUAAAUCCAAGAAACUCAAAACUGAUUUCAUAAGGUUGGAGAAGGGGUCUACAUUGUUAGAUUUACGACUGGAGUGCCAAGAAUUGGAGAGGUUCUCCAUUCUCAACCAUCUGGGCAAGUUUCAUGGCAGGACUCAUGCUAAUGGAGUCGUAUUCUUUCCGAAAAGGAACAUCACUCCACUUCCAGUGCCUGGAAAUCUUCCUGAGGGGGUUCUCUGUCUCUCACUUUAAAUCAUCGAUCAAUUGUUUUUUUUUUCUUUUUCUUCUUCCUUUCCAAAAGCCUGUGAUAUCAGUCAAUUUUCCUUAAUGCUUUUUCAACACCCCCUUCCAACAAAAAAUAGAAACGAGAAAAGAAAAUACAUCGUUCUUGAACAAUGUCAUCCUUAAAACAUGAACUGAAGGGGGCUGAGUUGUAAUCUUGUCAUAAUGUUUAGACAACAACCUAACAGAGGUGCUGGCUGCUGGAAUCAGCAUCCAUGGUGGUUGUUCAUCUUUUUAUUA
This is a messenger RNA of Musa acuminata subsp. malaccensis (wild Malaysian banana), 6293 nucleotides long. The record is from RefSeq and is a predicted model, not a curated record. Lineage: Eukaryota; Viridiplantae; Streptophyta; Magnoliopsida; Zingiberales; Musaceae.